UGUAGCUAAAAUCGUCAUUGAAAAUGUUCCCAAUAUGACAUUUUGCUGAUUUUGGAAGGGUGCUAUUCCAUAACUAAACAGCAUAUAGAUGUAAACCUUAACAAUUAUACAGUGAUUGGGGUAGACUUCGUAGACAAAAAAGGUUGUGUGUGUGCAGUGAAUACAAGAACCGGAAGACAGACAUGAUAAAGAAAUAUCUGCCAUGUCGAGCGGAACUAGUGUGUUAAAUGUGGUUGCUGGGGAAGAGGCAGCACUAGUUUUACAUUACAAAGAUCACCUUCCACGUGGAAGCCUGGUUAACAUUUGUGGACUGGUGUCUGCCGUCAGUGAAGUGUUCAGGGUUAAGAAAGAUCAUCUUUUUCUGAUCCAGCUUGAGAAUGUGUUCAUUGUCAUCAAGCAACACAAAUUCCUGGCAUGGCAGGAACAGAUCACCCCAAAGAAGGAAUUUGUCUUUUCCAAUCUCUGUCCAACCACGCUACACAAGGGUAUUUCAGUUCCAACUAGAGUGUUUGUUCCAUGGACUAACAGUGAGAUGCAUGCAGCUGAUAAAGUGAACAUAUUUACCAUUCGCAUACAGAAAUGGUUGGAAGAAAAGACUGUGACAGAUAUUGAACAUGGCAAUGAUUCGCUUAGCACAAUGACAAAAGAAAACACAACAAAAUUGGUAUCUUAUCAAGGAGUGGUUACUGGCACAGCAUCUGCCAAAUAUGGUAUCUAUGAACUGGAUGGGAAGAUCAUAUUGCAUGUGAGUGCACUACCAGCCAGGCAUAAGUUUGUAUUCUUGAAAAUUGGAACACGAAUUGUAGUCUACAACACUCAUCGUGAAGAAUUCAGAGAGGAACCAAGAAUUCAUUUGCACUGCUGUGUGAUGUCUUGUAUAAAAGUGGAGGAAAACUGCUCUAAUCCACAAUCCAGUCACAUUAAGGUUGAUACAUUUUCUCCAAGUAAUCAAGUGGUCAAGCUGAUUACAAACUUUGGUCUGAAUGGCAGGGAUAUCAGUAGCCUCUUGGACAUGGUGAAAAGAAUCAAGGUUAUAGCAAAGGGCCCAACACAUGCUGAAGAGAUAGUGUCACAUAUUUUGUCUUCAGUUUGUUCUUGGUUGAAGCAUCAUCCAAGAAAUUUUGUUGGUGAAUUUCUGACAAUACCACAUUGCUGUCACCUGUUGGUGGGUGAGUUGUCCGGGAGGAGAAUCCCCAUGCUUGCAGAAAUAAAAGGACUGCAUGAGUCAACUGAUAGCUUGGAUCAAGAUCUAAGUACCCUUAAAAAGAAGUACUCAUCCCAUGACAUGCCUGCCAGUGAACUGAACCAACAAUUGUACUGGAGUUACCUCCCUCGAGUCAUCACGAAGAGUCCACAGCAGAUUCUCGUUGGACGGUUCGAGUUUUCGUCUGUAAGUGGGCGUCUCGUACUGCGUGAUGACACGGGAAGCAUUAAUGUCAUUGUGGUCUGUUCUGCGGCUACGGCUGAACACACUUGUGAUCACCAUUGUCUCGAGGUCUCCCAGGGUAAACCCAUCACCUGCCCUAAGGUGCAGCCAGCUCUGAGUCACUGCCUCGUUGGUGUCAGUAAGUGUGAAGUAGUUACAGAACGCUUUCUCAAUACAGACAUGGCAGACUGUCGUCAAAUUGACAGAGCACAUGUUUUACAAUCGCGGUACGUGACAUACCUGCAGAUAUCGUUGACAGACUGUGUGUUUCUUGACACCAGAGAUGAAUGGCCACCUGAGAGUUGUGAACCAUCCACUAAACUAAUGAGGUUGCCACCUACUGAAGGUGUCCCUGGAAGCAGACCAUCAGUCAGUGAGAGGGCUACUCAGCUGCUUUAUGUAACUCACGUGGAGUCCCUCAUGGUUAAAACAUUCACGACCAGCAGGGCACUGGUAUUCUGUGCUCUAGGUUAUUUUGUUGGUGACUCAACAGAAAUGGGUCAUGAACCAGCAGAGAUUUCCGAUUCGGACGUAGCAUACAGGAUGUCUGGUGCUAGAAGUAAGACCUCCGUGGGUGUAGUAGGUGAUCGGAAAGCUGAAGAUGAUGCUGACAGCAGCCCCGUGGACUCUGGAUGCAGCGUUAUACCAGUGGUUGUGGUGUUUCAUGGCAGGUCCGUGAGGUGGUAUGAAUGCUUGCAAAUGGGAUCAUUUUACAGACUGAUAUCCAAGGGAACUAAACCCUUGUUUAAACUUAAGGCAUUCUAUGGAACGAAACUAAAAGCAGCUGUGGAGUUUUCGCAUGCCAGGAUGUGUUAUCAAGUGGAUGAUGACAUCUCAGUUGAGAAAGUUCUUUCCUCUACAGUAAAGGGAUUGUCUGAAGACAUAAAGCAGAGAUUAGAACCAGCUCCUCUCGAUACAGUUGAGGAAAUUUUAUCAGAAAGUUUUUCAGGGACAGUUGUGAGCUUUAGUGGACAGAUUGUAACCCGCAAACAUUUGGAUCAGAAUGUAGCCACUUCCGAGAAGAUCCAGAUACAUUCAUAUGACAGUGAGGAACUGGAGACAAGAAACAAAACUUUAGGAAUAUCAAUACUGAAGAGAAGAACCGUUUGUCUUGAGGUUGGUGCUUUUCAGAGACAGUCUGUACAAGUGUACAUGAACCUGGACAAUAUAUCGUAUCCUCUCGGCUUGUUGCCAGGAGCAACCGUGUUGUUUACUCGACUGGAAAGACGUGUAUCUUCUAGUGGUACAGUUUACUGUCAGUAUACUACAGUGUCCACGGUCUCGGUGUGUCAAGUGUCCAACCCAAACACAUCCAGUGUGUCAGACAGUACGUGGGGCACUGCUCACCGGGGUGAAGUUCUACAAGUUAACUCACAGCUGGGAGUGCAGUACUUGUCACAACUGUACAAUGGCACCCCUACUUCGGUGGGCAGUUUCCAGGUCCUGUGUCACGUGUGUACGUUCAUGAAGCUGUCUCUCAGAGUGGCGUGUGCAGCGUGUGGCUCACGCUUUACUAGUACAGGCUGUUCCAGCGCACACUGCAGUAGUGUGGAGUCGACGUUUUCCGCAAAAGCAAGUGUUCUGGUAGAUGAUGGAAGUGCUCCAGCUAUUGUUUCCUUCUACAAGUCUGAUCUAGUGCGUCGUGUUUUGUGUUUAUCACAUGAACAGUGGCAUGAUCUUCAAGAUCUCAUUCAACAGCGGGAAGAAGUGUUUAUUCAUCAGUUUAUUGGACGUUCAGGGGUUACCUCGAGUGUGGAGAGUUUUUUGAUGCUGCUUUGUGACAGUGCACACGUAAAGAGACGCCUACAGAUGUGUGUACGACCAGCAUGGACCAUCGCACGUGCCAGACCAGCAGUGUUAAACAUGAACAACUUCACAACAGACGAAUUGCUGUACAAGAAGAUCACAACUGGACUUGAUACGUUUGAAACAAGAUGUCAUCCGUAUCUUCAGUUAGAAUGUCUAGAUCUUCAGGAGGAGAAUUUUGAUCCAGUCAUCUUCCAAAAACUGACUUCUUGAAUUACUGCUAACAUCUUUUGUUGUACAAUGGAUUCAGUUAUUCUUUUGUUGUUCUUCAUGACACUUGCGUAGAACAGCUUGUGUAUCAUAUCCAGGGCUUCUAGAAUGUUGUACAAUGGAUUCAGUUAUUCUUUUGUUGUUCUUCAUGACACUUGCGUAGAACAGCUUGUGUAUCAUAUCCACGGCUUCUAGAAUGUUGUACAAUGGAUUCAGUUAUUCUUUUGUUGUUCUUCAUGACACUUGCGUAGAACAGCUUGUGUAUCAUAUCCAGGGCUUCUAGAAUGUUGUACAAUGGAUUCAGUUAUUCUUUUGUUGUUCUUCAUGACACUUGCGUAGAACAGCUUGUGUAUCAUAUCCAGGGCUUCUAGAAUGUUGUACAAUGGAUUCAGUUAUUCUUUUGUUGUUCUUCAUGACACUUGCGUAGAACAGCUUGUGUAUCAUAUCCAGGGCUUCUAGAAUGUUGUACAAUGGAUUCAGUUAUUCUUUUGUUGUUCUUCAUGACACUUGCGUAGAACAGCUUGUGUAUCAUAUCCACGGCUUCUAGAAUGUUGUACAAUGGAUUCAGUUAUUCUUUUGUUGUUCUUCAUGACACUUGCGUAGAACAGCUUGUGUAUCAUAUCCAGGGCUUCUAGAAUGUUGUACAAUGGAUUCAGUUAUUCUUUUGUUGUUCUUCAUGACACUUGCGUAGAACAGCUUGUGUAUCAUAUCCAGGGCUUCUAGAAUGUUGUACAAUGGAUUCAGUUAUUCUUUUGUUGUUCUUCAUGACACUUGCGUAGAACAGCUUGUGUAUCAUAUCCACGGCUUCUAGAAUGUUGUACAAUGGAUUCAGUUAUUCUUUUGUUGUUCUUCAUGACACUUGCGUAGAACAGCUUGUGUAUCAUAUCCACGGCUUCUAGAAUGUUGUACAAUGGAUUCAGUUAUUCUUUUGUUGUUCUUCAUGACACUUGCGUAGAACAGCUUGUGUAUCAUAUCCACGGCUUCUAGAAUGUUGUACAAUGGAUUCAGUUAUUCUUUUGUUGUUCUUCAUGACACUUGCGUAGAACAGCUUGUGUAUCAUAUCCACGGCUUCUAGAAUGUUGUACAAUGGAUUCAGUUAUUCUUUUGUUGUUCUUCAUGACACUUGCGUAGAACAGCUUGUGUAUCAUAUCCAGGGCUUCUAGAAUGUUGUACAAUGGAUUCAGUUAUUCUUUUGUUGUUCUUCAUGACACUUGCGUAGAACAGCUUGUGUAUCAUAUCCAGGGCUUCUAGAAUGUUGUACAAUGGAUUCAGUUAUUCUUUUGUUGUUCUUCAUGACACUUGCGUAGAACAGCUUGUGUAUCAUAUCCAGGGCUUCUAGAAUGUUGUACAAUGGAUUCAGUUAUUCUUUUGUUGUUCUUCAUGACACUUGCGUAGAACAGCUUGUGUAUCAUAUCCAGGGCUUCUAGAAUGUUGUACAAUGGAUUCAGUUAUUCUUUUGUUGUUCUUCAUGACACUUGCGUAGAACAGCUUGUGUAUCAUAUCCAGGGCUUCUAGAAUGUUGUACAAUGGAUUCAGUUAUUCUUUUGUUGUUCUUCAUGACACUUGCGUAGAACAGCUUGUGUAUCAUAUCCACGGCUUCUAGAAUGUUGUACAAUGGAUUCAGUUAUUCUUUUGUUGUUCUUCAUGACACUUGCGUAGAACAGCUUGUGUAUCAUAUCCAGGGCUUCUAGAAUGUUGUACAAUGGAUUCAGUUAUUCUUUUGUUGUUCUUCAUGACACUUGCGUAGAACAGCUUGUGUAUCAUAUCCACGGCUUCUAGAAUGUUGUACAAUGGAUUCAGUUAUUCUUUUGUUGUUCUUCAUGACACUUGCGUAGAACAGCUUGUGUAUCAUAUCCAGGGCUUCUAGAAUGUUGUACAAUGGAUUCAGUUAUUCUUUUGUUGUUCUUCAUGACACUUGCGUAGAACAGCUUGUGUAUCAUAUCCAGGGCUUCUAGAAUGUUGUACAAUGGAUUCAGUUAUUCUUUUGUUGUUCUUCAUGACACUUGCGUAGAACAGCUUGUGUAUCAUAUCCAGGGCUUCUAGAAUGUUGUACAAUGGAUUCAGUUAUUCUUUUGUUGUUCUUCAUGACACUUGCGUAGAACAGCUUGUGUAUCAUAUCCAGGGCUUCUAGAAUGUUGUACAAUGGAUUCAGUUAUUCUUUUGUUGUUCUUCAUGACACUUGCGUAGAACAGCUUGUGUAUCAUAUCCAGGGCUUCUAGAAUGUUGUACAAUGGAUUCAGUUAUUCUUUUGUUGUUCUUCAUGACACUUGCGUAGAACAGCUUGUGUAUCAUAUCCAGGGCUUCUAGAAUGUUGUACAAUGGAUUCAGUUAUUCUUUUGUUGUUCUUCAUGACACUUGCGUAGAACAGCUUGUGUAUCAUAUCCAGGGCUUCUAGAAUGUUGUACAAUGGAUUCAGUUAUUCUUUUGUUGUUCUUCAUGACACUUGCGUAGAACAGCUUGUGUAUCAUAUCCAGGGCUUCUAGAAUGUUGUACAAUGGAUUCAGUUAUUCUUUUGUUGUUCUUCAUGACACUUGCGUAGAACAGCUUGUGUAUCAUAUCCAGGGCUUCUAGAAUGUUGUACAAUGGAUUCAGUUAUUCUUUUGUUGUUCUUCAUGACACUUGCGUAGAACAGCUUGUGUAUCAUAUCCAGGGCUUCUAGAAUGUUGUACAAUGGAUUCAGUUAUUCUUUUGUUGUUCUUCAUGACACUUGCGUAGAACAGCUUGUGUAUCAUAUCCACGGCUUCUAGAAUGUUUAUCAAAUCCACUAGCCAUGGGAUCAGUGAUUUUUAAAAAUUCACUAGCCAUGAUUAAAAAUUCACUAGCCCUACUUUACUUUAAGUUAAUACAAUUUUACUAAAUAAUAGUAAUAAUCGGAUACGUCACCUAAAACGGGAGAUAGAGCUUGAAAACACUAACAUUGGGGGUUGGGGUGAGGGCAGGAUAUUCAUAUUUACAAAAGAGACUUGACUGCAACAUUUGACCAACACAAAUUCACUAGCCGUCGGGCAUGGCAAUAAUAGUUAUUUACUAGCCCAACAUUGAAUAUCACUAGCCAUGGGAGUGGGGCUACCAUAAUCUAGAAGCCCUGAUAUCCCUCUAUUGGAUACACUAACAUAGCACUGUAGCGUUGACAUCGACAUGUAGGUGAAUGUUUCUGUUACAAUACUCUAACUAAUCCUUCUAUAUACUUUCUACAUCAGAAAAAAUAAUCACUUUGAUAAUAACUUGAAUGUCCACAUUCCACAAGUGUUGGUGCAUGCUGAUUAAUGAAGAAAACCCCCACAGUAAAGUGCUGCAGCUAUUUAUUAUAUUACAAUGUUUGGUGACCUGUUAUGACUUGCCUUGGUGGUGUAGGGAUAUGCUGUUGGCCCUGAGUCGGGUGGGUACUAUGUUCAGGCCUAACGUGUGGAAGUGUGUGUGUGUGUGUGUGUGUGGUGUGGUGUGGUGUGUGCGUGCGUGCGUGUGCCCAAUCUCUAGUGGAGGGAGGAGGGCACAAGGCAGAUUUUUAUAAAUCUUUAUUUAUGUAGACAAAAAACUGGACAUCUUCCAUUCUCAAGUAUUCUACAGGAGUGUUCACGUAUUCUACAGGAGGAGUGUUCACAUCCAGGUGCCAACUCCAGAACUGAGUGAAUUUUUAUGGUUUACAUAAGGCCACUAAUCAUACUUCUCUCUCACUUACAGCAAACCACUUAGCCACUUUCCUGGACAGAUAGCUGAGCACGAGACACCGUGUUUGAACCUUACUUGGAUAUAAGAAUGGAAAUUAUGUCAAAAUGAAUAAAUGAAAGAUAUAUUGUGAUAAAUGGUUUAUUAAAAAGUAAUAUAACUUGGUGCUAAUUACUGUUUUGUUGUUCAUUAUUAGUCCUCUACCGGAUCCAACUGGAAGGAACUAUAGGUUUUGUCUCCAUCUCUGUGUCUGUCUGUCCAUCUGUCCCACAUAUUGUUUUCAGGGCAUUUUUAUGUAUAGCGUGAUUAUGUACUGUUACAGAUCAUGUGUGACUUUCAUGGUGAUUGACCCUUUUUUGACAGAGUUAUGGUCCUUUAACUUGGGAGAUACAAAAAUUUAUUGGGCCAGUAGGGGACAUGUAAUGGUUUAGUAGUACUCUCCGGAUGCUUAUUGAAUUAACUGUUUUUAGAUUCCCAAGCCUUCCAGGCAGCGAUGGUGCUAUGUUGAAACUUUUACAGCCAUUAUUUUUAGUCCACACAUAUGUCAGUGUCUUGUAACCUGAACAAUUGAAUAAAAACUCAUGAGAUCAGA
Molecule: messenger RNA, 7700 nt
Organism: Gigantopelta aegis
Lineage: Eukaryota; Metazoa; Mollusca; Gastropoda; Neomphalida; Peltospiridae
Product: CST complex subunit CTC1-like
Exons: 21
Coding region: 203-3445 (1080 amino acids)
Biological process (GO): positive regulation of DNA replication; telomere maintenance via telomere lengthening
Cellular component (GO): CST complex
Molecular function (GO): telomeric repeat DNA binding; single-stranded DNA binding
Source: RefSeq, a predicted model, not a curated record